Molecule: messenger RNA, 1797 nt
Organism: Annulohypoxylon truncatum
Lineage: Eukaryota; Fungi; Ascomycota; Sordariomycetes; Xylariales; Hypoxylaceae
Product: kinase-like domain-containing protein
Exons: 3
Coding region: 438-1568 (376 amino acids)
Source: RefSeq, a predicted model, not a curated record
GAAAUUGCGGACUUUAUCAAUAUUAAGACUGAAUGAGCUUAGUAAGGAUAAUACCUACAGUUAAGAAUUGAUAGGAAAGGGCGACGUGAUCCGCUGCAGAUUGUGGUACCUAAAUUCUUUUACUUUUUCUUUUUGCAUAUUCGUUGAGUCACUGGCCGAUGCAACUUAAAUUAGUACAAGCUUAGCUGAACAUAACCAUCAUCUUCUCAUACGAUCGCUUGCCAAUGGCAUUCAAAUAACGAAAUGAAUAGUAGUAUGCACAUUCUCCGAGGUUCGUAUAAAGUCUAUACGAAGCUCUCAUCAACGAUGCCUGGAAGAGUGUAAUCCCGCAACUUGUCUUAGUCGCCGAUAUAAUCACCUCUUUGUGAUCGUUAUUUGCGGAACGCUUAAAUUGGCACUAGAAACAACUACUUUGCGAAGACAACUUAAAUUUAGAGAUGGCUGCAGCGAGUCGCGAAGAGAUCACUUCAAGCGUCCUCGAAACCCUCAAAGGGACACCCUAUGAGGCAUCUUCAUUAGAAGUACUAUCAGGGGGUACAGCCAACUUCAUAUAUCGAGUAACUUUAUCUCGGCCACUCGAGGACGGGACACAAAAUGUCUUAGUCAAGCAUUCCGAGGAUUACGUUGCGAACUCCCCGACCUUCAAAUUGACCCUAUCUCGUUGUCAUAUCGAAGUAGGAUGUCUAAAGGCGUUAUCGGACUUCCCUAUCGCUGGCAAGGCAGAUGAGAACGAUAAUUAUAACUUCAUCGUUAGAACGCCUAAGUUCUUCUAUUUUGAUGAGACAAGCAAUAGUCAGAUCCAGGAGUAUCUGCAAGAUGGCGUCGAUUUGAAGAACUAUGCGCUCACGACUUAUGUCAAUUCAAACUCAGAGACAACGAAACACCAAGCAGUCCAACUAGGAAAGGCCUUGGGCAGAUGGCUCCGAGUUUUUCAUCAUUGGGCCGCUCAACAGGCAGAAUUGCGAAGCGUGGUUGACAAAAACAAGGAGUUGCAGCAAUUGAAGCAUUUCAUCAAUUAUUCAUGGUUACUAGAUAGGGUAAAACAGUUCCCAGCAAUCCUUGGUGAUGCUGAAGCUGUCUUUAAAGGAGUAAAGGAUAUGGCUGCCAUAGAACUGAUCGACGAGAGUCAACUCCAGGUAAUUCAUGGUGACUUCUGGUCAGGAAAUAUUCUAUUACCUAAGAACCCAAUCCAGGAGGAAGCGGAUGUACCGAUGUUCGUCAUCGACUGGGAGAUGGCACAGCUGGGGAAACCGAACUUGGAUCUAGGCCAGAUGAUUGCCGAGUUAUACGAAUUGAGGCUGUACAAAGAUAUUAUAGCUGGCCUUUGGAUUAUCCAAGGAUUUGUGAGUGGUUAUGGCGCGAUGAGCGAGGAUUUCGCUUUCCGCACCGCAAUCCAGACCGGAACUCAUCUCAUUAGUUUUGGGACGUCGGUCCAAGGCUGGGGCACACAAGAGCAGGUGGAAAACUGCGCGCGCGUCGGGAAGGAGAUCAUAGUCCGCGCGUGGAAGAAGGACCGCCAAUGGUUUGAAGGGGGCGAUCUUGCUUGUCUGUUUAACACAACUGGAUGAAUUGUUAUUAAGCUAUACAACGAGCAAUGAGAAUCAGUUACUAUACCAUACUCCAGUCGACGAUGAAGAAAAACAACAAAUAUAUGGCUGGUGUUGAAUUAUAAGGUUACCAGAUGAAGUGUAAGUAAUAAGGAUAAUAGGGGAGAAAUUCCGGCCCCACGUGAUCCCUAAAGAAAGAAUUCUCAAUGACUCAAGCCUAAUUUUCAACUUAAACGACAAUCAAUACACG